Messenger RNA from Aphanomyces astaci, 1365 nucleotides. RefSeq lists its product as hypothetical. The transcript has 6 exons. The record is from RefSeq and is a predicted model, not a curated record. Bases 11 to 1282 code for a protein of 423 amino acids. Gene Ontology annotation, cellular component: P-body. Gene Ontology annotation, biological process: protein modification process. Lineage: Eukaryota; Oomycota; Saprolegniomycetes; Saprolegniales; Verrucalvaceae.
CAAAAGCGUCAUGGACUGGUACUUGGACGAGCAGAGCUUGGCGUUACAGUACUACGCCGCGACCCCUGGUCAGCGCACCUUCAAGGUCCGGGUAGACGCUUUGUGCGACUAUGUCCGUCCGCUGGUGCUCAAGGCAUUUAUCCAGCGCUCCAAAACUUGGGACAUCAUCACGUCCGACGCGGACCCACGGACGCCCGACCUGCUGUGGCAAGAAUACGAAGACCUGGACUGGAAGGAGAUCUUGCGUGGCCAAGUGGUGGCCAACUCGUACUGCGUGCGCAAAGGCUUGUCGCGCAAGGCGCAGUUGUCCAUCUUCCUCUCCAAGUACAUUCGCAAGCAUCCUGGCUGUAUCUUGAGCAAGGCGCUGCCUGAAACUCUGGUCGUGGACCUCUGGGACGCGUUCGACCAGAGCUUGGCCGACCUCGGCGUGAGCUUCCGCAACCGCCUCGAGUCGUGUCUGUGGGAAGUCAAGCAACUGUUCGACCCAGACAACCAACACGCGUACGCCCCCGACUCUUGCUGGAUCAUGAAGCCCAGCGCCACCAACAAGGGAGCCGAAGUGAACGUGUUCAACACGUACGACAAGUUCAAGGAUAUCAUUUCUAACUGGACCGACAUCCGAGAAUGGGUGGUCCAGGCGUACAUUGAGCGUCCGUUGCUUCUCCGCAACCGUAAAUUCCACGUCCGGGUGUACGUGGUGGCCGUGGGCGCGUUGCAAGUGUACGUGUAUCAAAAUGUGCUUCUGCUCACGUCUUUGAACGCGUACGACCCCAAGAACGUGGACGACAAGCUGUCGCACAUCACCAACACGUACCAGCAGCAGGACCAUCCGGACUUUGUCGAGGCCGACUGCGUGCUGCUCUUGGAAGACAUGGAGCGGAUUCUGACGCAAGAUCGUCACAUGUCGGCCACUGACGCCAAGAGCGUCACGACAACCAUGCUGGCCGAUAUUGGCGCCAUCACCCGCGAAGUGUUUGCUGCGUAUCGGGGCGAGUUUUCCGUAUUCCAGCCACUACCCAACUGCUUUGAAGUGUACGGCGUGGACUUUGUCGUGGACGAGGACUUUCACGUGUGGCUGUUGGAGGUCAACCCUGGCCCUGACUUCAAGCAGACGGGCGGCCGACUGCAGCCACUGAUCCAGACGCUGUUUGAAGGCAUGGUGGACAUUGUCACAGAUACGUUCUUCACCACCCCCACGACCCCCACGACGUACCCCGCGUUUGAAAAAGUGUACGACGACAACUGGGGCACGUCGGCCUCCAUGACAUUUCGAGAAGACUAAGACUGGCAUGCAUUGUUUGGAACCUAAACUUGUUGCUUACAUGUUCGAAAUCAAGAUCUAUAAGACUUUUGGAUUGACCUCGA